Messenger RNA from Oncorhynchus kisutch (coho salmon), 6780 nucleotides. RefSeq names its product nuclear distribution protein nudE homolog 1. Lineage: Eukaryota; Metazoa; Chordata; Actinopteri; Salmoniformes; Salmonidae. Gene Ontology annotation, cellular component: kinetochore; kinesin complex; centrosome. The record is from RefSeq and is a predicted model, not a curated record. Gene Ontology annotation, molecular function: microtubule binding. Gene Ontology annotation, biological process: establishment of mitotic spindle orientation; centrosome localization; cell migration. The transcript is spliced from 9 exons. The coding region runs from base 365 to 1429 and encodes 354 amino acids.
UGGCCAUUCAUCGCCCUACACACUUGAUUGACAGUAUAACCGACCAAUGGUGAGCGGUUAAACUAUCGCGGUGGUUGGAGGAUUAGCGAUGAGUCUACUUUGGACAAAAGAGAUAUAUAUGCAACCUUCGCGUUGUUCUAGGUGGCAACUUUGUCACUACUUUCAGCCAAGGAAUGAUCUAUGUAACAACAUUUGCUGGAUACUUCUGUUCCGUUUUGUAGCUCCGUUAUAAAGGUACCGUCAUCUUUCGGCACUGUUGGAGCACCGGCUGCUAGCCAUCGCAAGCAAUCCUAGUGAGAGGAGAACUGUAAGAGAGGGAGAGAAGAGAUCGGAUAGAGAAGAGUGACCAGUGGCGUGGGCAGAGAUGGGAGAACCAGAGUCCCUUAAGUUUGUCUCUCUGGAGGAGGAGGUGGACUACUGGAAGGAACAGACUGCCAAGCACCAACAGAGGGCUGAGGAGGCGCAGGAGGAGCUACAGGAGUUCCAGCAGAUGAGUCGUGACUACGAGGUGGAACUGGAGACUGAACUCAAGCAGUGUGAAACACAGAACCGAGAACUCGUCACACAGAACAACAGGCUACACAUGGAACUGGAGAACUACAAGGAGAAGUAUGAAAGCCAGCACUCGGAGACGUACCGUCAGAUCUCUACUCUGGAAGAAGACCUGGCUGAGACCACAGCCAUCAGAGACCAGCUCCAUAAAUACAUCAGAGAGCUGGAGCAGGCUAACGAUGACCUGGAGAGAUCCAAGAGGGCGACCAUCAUGUCUCUGGAGGACUUUGAACAGAGGAUGAACCACGUGAUAGAGAGGAAUGCCUUCCUGGAGAGCGAGCUGGAUGAGAAGGAGAACCUACUGGAGUCCGUUCAGAGACUGAAGGAUGAAGCCAGAGAUCUAAGACAGGAGUUGGCUGUCCAACAGAAGCAGGAAAGACGACCGUCCUUCGCUGUCACCAAAGACUCUUCCUCAGACAAGACUGAGGACAAAACAUCCCUCCAUACCUCCCAUUCAUCCACACGACCGCCCUCAUCCCUCCAUACCGCCCCUCUUCCUGCUCUCCCUCCAUCCCUCCUCUCCACGCCCUCCAGACCCCCCCACCCCUCAGCAAGCCCCUUCACCACCCCCCCACCCUCUUACAGCAGAGGCGAUGGCCUAUCAGGUGCUUCUCUCACCACGUCGACACGUAUCUCAGCUCUCAACAUCGUAGGAGAACUGCUGAGGAAAGUCGGGAACCUGGAGUCUAAACUAGCGUCCUGUAGGGAGUUUGUCUAUGAACAGUCUCCUGGUCGCAGUACCCUCUCUGGGGGACAGGGGGCGCCACCCAUCCAGAGAGGCACUUCUUCUGACACACCGUCCACCACCAACGGACUCUACGAGAAAGGAAUGGUGAAGAUGUUAGACUUCGGACCAGGACCCAAAAUUAUUCUGUGAACCUCCGCCCCCGCCCUAGCUCCACACCUCAUCAACCCCUCCCUCCAUAUCUAUCAGGGUCGUGUUCACUAGACACCGAAUGGUGCUAAACUGGCUGAAACGGGGAAGGACUAACUGAACGUGUCCGAUAAACUGUUCUUUUUUUGUUGUUGUGCAAAACCUGUUCUGUUGCAAAACGUUUUGCUGCAGUUAGCUACAGCAUGCACUAAUGAAUGUGUCCCUGCCCAGCACAGUCUCCCUAGGUCACCAGGCUUGUAUCCCAGCUUUCAGCUUUCAAUGGGGUUUCAAUGUGCUAGUGUACAGCUCUCACUCUGGAAUGGAAUGGACCAGAUCACUGGACAUCACGGAAGUGAGUCUAGAGUUCUAGAAUGUCAAUGGAACGUCAAUGGAACGUCAGUGUUGAUAUCGACUGUUCUAGAGCGCCGUUGAGGAGCUUUGAUGACGUCACGGAUCAACGGUACUCCUUCCUCUGCGCUUUACCCAGGAUGCUUUGCCCUAGAGGGUUGAGUGAGGACUGAGUGAGGCUUCUAGGUGCGGGGCUUAUGGCUCUGGCACUUCCUGUUGGGACCAACCUGUAGCAGACCCAUAUGUGGUCAAAAGUAGUGCACUAUCUUGGGAACAGGGUGCGACCAGUGUCUAUAGGUCUCUGGUCAAAAGUAGUGUACUAUGUAGGGAACUGUGCCAUUUGAGACGUAAUCACAGUGUCUCGCUACAGUGUUCUGUUUUAGUUCCUUUUGUUGUUUUAUGGAGGAAGAAGUCUUACUGGAACUAAUGCUUAUCCACACAAUAAUGAUUCAUAUUUAAAAAAUUAUAUAUAUUUUACUUCACUUGAAUACACCCCUUUUGUUUUGUCUACCAAUGUUUGAAUGAUAAUGCUGUGACUGAACAGUGACACCUACUGGUUAAGGACAGGAAGUGGAAGUGGAGUGUUAAGAGGGUCAAGAGUAGGGUUGCUAAAUUCAGGUAACUUUCCCCCAAAAUACCCUGGUUUUCCAGAAAUCCUGGUUGUAAAGAUUCCCAGAAUCAGGGUGUAGUAAGCAGGGAAUCUGGAAUCCUUCAGACAGGAUUUCUGGGGAAAAAAACAGGACAUCUUGGGACUAGUCAGGAGGCAGAAGGAAAGUUGGCGUAGAAGGUUUGGUAUGGAAUAGAUAUACUUUGCACUUUUUUACUGCAGGUUCAGGAUCAGAUGUUGUCCCUCUAAUGGUUAAGGGUGGGGAUUGGGGUUACGGUAAUCUGAUCCUAGAUCUGUGGGUGAUUGGUUAGGUUGAAGAAUGUGUUCGGUAUAGAGAGGACUUCUGUGACAGCAUGGGCAGCGCCAUUGAGGGAUUUCUCAAUUUUAAAGUAGUCAAUUUGUUCUUCAACGGUAAAGCGAAGGUUGGUGAUUCACUGCCCCCUGGAGGGUGUUGUCUGAACGGGUAUAAAGACAAGGUUGGUGAUUUACUGCCCCCUGGAGGGUGUUGUCUGAACAGGUAUAAAGACAAGGUUGGUGAUUACUGCCCCCUGGAGGGUGUUGUCUGAACGGGUAUAAAGACAAGGUUGGUGAUUUACUGCCCCCUGGAGGGUGUUGUCUGAACAGGUAUAAAGACAAGGUUGGUGAUUACUGCCCCCUGGAGGGUGUUGUCUGAACAAGUAUAAAGACAAGGUUGGUGAUUUACUGGCACCUGCAGUUAUGUAAUGUUAGUAUAGUAUAAUUCAUUGGCUGAUCAGUCCUGCUGACCUGGAUAGAAUUCUGUAAUCCUUUCCUGACCGAUAGCAAGUACCAGCCACUUCUUGACUACUUCAAAAUGGUGGAAGUCCUCAAUGGCUCGCUCUGCCCAUGCUUAAACCGGCUUCGUGGCACAAGAGCCGUCUAUCCUAGUCUAUGGUGUUGAGGGUGCUACCGAUGGUGGCACGUCAGCCUGGUAAAACCUGACUGAACGCUAGCCUGCGCUCACCUUUUAGAGCUUCAACAUGGCUAGGCUGAUAGAGCACCUUCAACAUGGCUAGGCUGAUAGAGCACCUUCAACAUGGCUAGGCUGAUAGAGAUCUUCAACAUGGCUAGGCUGAUAGAGCACCUUCAACAUGGCUAGGCUGAUAGAGCACCUUCAACAUGGCUAGGCUGAUAGAGCACCUUCAACAUGGCUAGGCUGAUAGAGAUCUUCAACAUGGCUAGGCUGAUAGAGAUCUUCAACAUGGCUAGGCUGAUAGAGAUCUUCAACAUGGAUAGGCUGAUAGAGCACCUUCAACAUGGAUAGGCUGAUAGAGCACCUUCAACAUGGCUAGGCUGAUAGAGAUCUUCAACAUGGCUAGGCUGAUAGAUCUUCAACAUGGCUAGGCUGAUAGAUCUUCAACAUGGCUAGGCUGAUAGAGAUCUUCAACAUGGAUAGGCUGAUAGAGCACCUUCAACAUGGAUAGGCUGAUAGAGCACCUUCAACAUGGCUAGGCUGAUAGAGAUCUUCAACAUGGCUAGGCUGAUAGAUCUUCAACAUGGCUAGGCUGAUAGAUCUUCAACAUGGAUAGGCUGAUAGAGCACCUUCAACAUGGAUAGGCUGAUAGAGCACCUUCAACAUGGCUAGGCUGAUAGAGCAUCUUCAACAUGGCUAGGCUGAUAGAGCUCUUCAACAUGGCUAGGCUGAUAGAGAUCUUCAACAUGGCUAGGCUGAUAGAGCACCUUCAACAUGGCUAGGCUGAUAUAACAGAAUUAGAUUACCAAAGUUAAUGAUGCCUUCUUGAACUAUAAUGUGUUUAAACUAUAGCAAUACAGUAGGAUGUUCUUACUAGUAGAAGUUUUGAAUGAAUGAACAAUCCAUGAGUAAUCCACGUGGAGAUUGAAGCUGUGUUUUAUAGUUGUAAGUGGAAAUGUUGAUAUUUGGUUAUGAACUCAGACAGCCACGUAGGUUGCUCAGAGGGUAGUGGAUAUGACAGACAGCUGAGUAUGUUGCUCAGAGGGAAGUGGUUAUGAACUCAGACAGCUGAGUAUGUUGCUCAGAGGGUAGUGGAUAUGACAGACAGCCACGUAGGUUGACAGAGGGUAGUCCAGAUUUAUGUUUGUUAUGUGACGACCUUACAUGAGAAUGACUGACUAGGGCUGCAAAAUUCAGCCAACUUUCUAGAAUUUCCCACAUAUUCUAUAAAUCAGUGUUAGAAGAUUCACGGAAUCAAGCAGGAAUAAGCAAGAAAUCCAAUAUUCCAACCAGGAAUUCUGUAAAUCCAACAUUCCAACCAGGAAUUCUGGAAAUCCAACAUUCCAACCAGGAAUUCUGGAAAUCCAACAUUCCAACCAGGAAUUCUGGAAAUCCAAUUAUUUAAAAAACAUUUUUAAGUUACCGGAGUUUUUCAAACCUGUGAAUGUGGUUUAGAAUCUCAGAGGUUUUAACCCCUACAAGAUGAGUGUUUAACAUAUUGUAUAUGAUUGCACAAGUGUACCAGAGGUUAUUUGGCUCGGAUAGAUCAGUGGUUCACCACCAAGUAAUGUACUCCAUGCUCUGCCCUCUACCCCCUCAUGAGUCUUUGACCAGUAAGCCUGUGGUCUCAGGAGUCUUUGACCAGUAAGCCUGUGGUCUCAGGAGUCUUUGACCAGUAAGCCUGUGGUCUCAUGAGUCUUCUCAAGUAGCCCCUGUGGAUUGGCCAAUUACUACCCCCAAGGGUUCUAGUACCACUGGUUGUGAACCACUGGGGUUACUAUGCUUGAAUGGUGAAUAACUUUGCCUGAGAUCUGAAGACUUGCGUUAGCACCCUAGUAGGGUAAUGCCUUGGCUUUAACUCAGCGGACUAACACAGUCUCUGAAGGCGCUCAAUGGCCUGGGUAUGUGGGUUUGAAUACCUGGUUGAUCAUUCUCACCCCUAUGUUUUGGGUAUUGGUUGGUUCGUUCUGUGAUGACAGGCUUGGGGCUUAAAUAUCAACACAUUCCCUAUAUAGGGCCAUACUUUUCCCCCCCAGUUAAAAGUAAGGGCAUACUACUUAGUCAUAGGAGCCAGUCAAAAGUAGGAUACUAUAUAGGGAAUAGGGUGCCAUUUAUGGACGCACUCAAAUACUGUCACACCUAUAUUGAUGAUAUUGUCGCUUAUAUCCUGUUGGGUGAAGCUUUGUGCCUUACUCUGAGACCACAGUGUGGUCUGACCUUAUUAAAGAUGUCUCUGUGUAGCUGGGACCUCAGUGUGGUCUGACCUUCUUAAAGAUGUCUCUGUGUAGCUGGGACCUUAGUGUGGUCUGACCUUAUUAAAGAUGUCUCUGUGUAGCUGCGACCUCAGUGUGGUCUGACCUUAUUAAAGAUGUCUCUUUCUACUGCUCAGGUACCGGUAAUAGACCUCAGCCCAUUCAGUUCUAGCCAAUGAUAUAGCGUCAACGCCAAACAAACUAACAUUUAGCCCCAACUACCCUCCCCCCUAGGUCCUAGGCAAAUGUAGUAGAUCUGAAAGUGUUGGAUAGACGCGAGUAGCAACGCAACAUGGUAAAUAACACCUUGUCCUCUGAUGAGGCUAGGUGUCACCAUGUUUAUACCUAUCCAAUCCUUACAGAUUUACCAAGUGCCCAGAGCUAGGUGCUAAGUGGAAGAGAUGAAUAAUAUCAGUUGGCUGCUCAGUACUUUUGCCAUCCAGGAGUAUAAAAAGUUACCAAUUCUGUUUCAAGAGACAAUUGGAACGUCCGUUUAUUUUCCAGGAUUGACUGAAUUGAAAUGGAACCGAGCCCAACCCUGAAAGAAUGACUGAAUUGAAAUGGAACCGAGCCCAACCAUGAAAGAUUGACUGAAUUGAAAUGGAACCGAGCCCAACCCUGAAAGAAUGACUGAAUUGAAAUGGAACCGAGCCCAACCAUGAAAGAAUGACUGAAUUGAAAUGGAACUGAGCCCAACCCUGAAAGUAACCUUGUUCUGUGAUGAGGGAUGACAUAUGAUUACUUCAAGGAAAUGUGUUUUAUGUUACAAAAUGCAUGUAAGGGUUGAUUCACUUGCGUUGGGGUCUUACUUUUCCCCUAUAUGGUACUAGUAAUAAAAUAGGAUGUAAGAAAAUAGAAUGUGUGUUUAUAAUGGGAGUGGACACCUAUGUGUGCCUGUUACUGCUUGGUGCUCAGUAGAAUGUAUGAAGCAAUAUCUUUUGAAACAUUUCUAGCUUUAAAAAAAAAAGAACUCAGUGUGGAAGGGGGUGUGUCUUGGUUCUGUGAAUCAGGAAGUCACAGAGAUGGGACACCCAAUGAGAUGUCAUGUUGUUGCUUUUGUGUAGCCACUCGCAAGCUUCUGUACUAAAAUAUACACGUUUUAGUUUUUCCCAUGAAAUAUGUGUUUCAUCCUGGGAUGCCUCUUCCUGUAUCUAAGUCAUGUUGGGUUAAAUGUGUCUGACCCAACUGUCCUCAAUAAAACUGACUUGGUGAAAGA